Molecule: messenger RNA, 7796 nt
Organism: Neodiprion virginianus
Lineage: Eukaryota; Metazoa; Arthropoda; Insecta; Hymenoptera; Diprionidae
Gene: DNApol-theta
Product: DNA polymerase theta
Exons: 22
Coding region: 188-7396 (2402 amino acids)
Biological process (GO): double-strand break repair via alternative nonhomologous end joining; DNA-templated DNA replication
Molecular function (GO): DNA-directed DNA polymerase activity; ATP binding; DNA binding
Source: RefSeq, a predicted model, not a curated record
UACCAGCAGGUGGGACUGUAGUCAAUUCUUGUUGGAUUUAAAUUCGAAUGAAAAAUUGUUUACCAUUCAGUCAUUCGGUAUGCCGAUUCACGAUCAACUUCGUGUGAACGAACGAUAAUGUUUCUUAACUUAAUCCUGAGAUAAUGUUACCACGGUAAAUAUAUCGAUGUAACGUGUCUGCUUCAAAAUGAGCGGAACGACAAUAGGCUCAUUUGGGGAGCAGACCUUGGAUGCAUUAUUAGAAGCCGAAUGUUGCAGCAAUACAAAGAAUAAUACCGUAAAUAAGAAAGGAGCGGAUAAUUUACGCAACUGUAAACCAUUUUUUAUUCGUCUUCAAGAAAUAAAAGAGAAUUUGACUGAUAGUCGUUUAAAAAACAAUCAUCCGCCUUGCAAAAACUACUCUGCAAAAUUGGUGACAAAUGAUGAUACCAAUAUUGAGAAAUAUUUUCAAGAAAGUAUACUUUUAUCCAAAACUGACACUUCAGGUUUACCAAGUAAAAUAAUUUGUGGAAACGAUAAUGUUAAGUCAAAGAAAAAUAAUGAAAUUGAUUUGAUUGAAGACGCAAGUGGUAAUAAUAAAUUUUUAUACGACCAGAAAGGUCAAAGUUCCAGAAAAGAAUCUGUUGGAGUAUCUUUAUCCAAACAAGAUCUUGUCAAGUUAUCUGAAGAAUUUCUCAUAGUCGAAAGUUCAGCUGACGAGAAGUCAAACAAUAAUUCACGUGCAGUUACCAACGUGAGAGGCUUGCGGAAAAAAUGUAUCUCAAAUAACACAGCAUUGAAUGACGUUAAUUUUAUACAUUCAUCAUCCAAUGACAAAAUUGUAAAUAAUAAUCUAGUAAACAUGGUCAACAAGAAGACCCAAGAUGUGCAGAUUGAAAAAAGAACUCAAAGUGGGCAACUCAAUGACUUGUUACAAGUAUGUGCACAACCAGUAAAUAAUGAUUUAAAUUCGAUACCUGAGUCAGUCAGCGAAUACUCCAUAGUUAACACACAGUAUCGUUGCAAAUUAUCUGCAUGGGGAUUGCCACCAGAUAUUCUCCAGAAAUAUGAAUUGAGAGGCAUGACAAAGAUGUUUCCCUGGCAAGUGGAAUGUUUAUCCAAUUACCGAGUGCUCGAGGAAAACAAGAACUUAGUUUAUUCCGCACCAACAUCAGCAGGGAAGACUUUUGUUGCAGAAAUGCUUGUCAUAAAAACGGUCUUAGAACGGCAAAAGAAAGUAAUUUUCAUCCUACCAUUUGUCUCAGUGGUUCGAGAGAAAAUGUUUUACUUUCAAGAUUUGCUAUCGAGCAGUGGAAUUCGAGUUGAAGGUUUCAUGGGAGGUAUUGCUCCAGCAGGAGGGCUGGCUGCUGCCCAUAUAGCAAUAGCAACCAUUGAAAAAGCAAAUUCGUUAAUUAACCGAUUAAUGGAAGAAGGAGAUCUUUCAUCUUUAGGAGCCGUAGUUGUUGACGAACUUCAUCUACUUGGAGAUCCACAUCGCGGGUACUUGCUCGAAUUGCUGCUAACAAAACUGAAAUACAUGACUCUAAGGGAAGAGCAUGUGAAAAUCCAACUCAUUGGUAUGUCAGCUACACUUCCGAAUCUCUCGGUUUUAGCUGAAUGGUUGGAUGCAGAGCUUUUCAGCACAGAAUUCAGACCUGUUCCUCUGAAUGAGCAAUACAAGGUACGCACAACUAUAUAUGACAAUAAAUUCGUACCUGUAAGAGAGUUAGAUCCUUCACCUGAACUACCAAACGAUUCGGACAAUAUUCUUCAACUUUGCAUUGAAACCAUAUCGGAUGGACACAGUACAUUGAUAUUUUGUCCUACCAAAAACUGGUGUGAGAAACUAGCCCAUCAAGUUGCUGCAAUAUUCUUCAAGUUAGGUAGCGAAGAAACAACCCUGGGGAAAAUUCUUAGGAACCAAUUAGAUUCGAAUGCAAUAGAGGAAACACUAUCACAACUGAAAAGGUGCCCUGCUGGUUUGGAUGAUAUCUUGAAGAGCACGGUUUCAUUUGGUGUCGCAUUUCAUCAUGCAGGUCUUACCAUGGAUGAGCGCGACAUUAUUGAAUGCUCUUUCAGAACUGGAUCACUCAGAGUUCUCAUAGCCACGUCAACUUUGAGUAGUGGAGUCAAUCUACCAGCCCGAAGAGUAAUUAUCAGAUCGCUAAUGUUUCAUGGGAAAGUAAUCGAUACUUUAACAUAUAGACAGAUGAUUGGACGUGCUGGUCGAAUGGGAAAGGACACUGCAGGUGAAAGCAUAUUAAUAUGUAAGCCAAAUGAAAAAAAAGCAGCAGAAAGUUUAUUGUCAGCACCUUUAGAUCCAGUAGAAUCUUGUUUAGAAGGUUCGGGACCACUUAUUAGAGCACUUUUAGAAGCUGUGGCAAGUGAAGUUGCCUGUACACCUGUGGAUAUUAAUCUUUAUGGCAGAUGCAUGCUGGCUAGUUUCAAUCCCGAAAAUAACGUUGGUACUCAUACAAAAGAAGCUAUGGACUACUUAACUACGCAUGAAUUUAUUACAGUUCAAGAAACUAAAGAGAAAGAACAACGGUGGGUGGCAACAGCACUUGGCAAAGCCUGUCUUGCGUCAUCAGUUUCUCCCGGAGAGGGAUUAUUUUUGUUUGAAGAAUUACAAAGAGCAAGAAAAUGUUUCGUUCUUGAAACAGAAUUGCACAUUAUAUAUCUGGUGACUCCAUUUAAUUCUGGUAGUUUAACCAGUCAAAUAGAUUGGAUGAUAUUUUUUAACUUAUGGAAAUCUUUGUCCGAAUGUGAACGCAGAGUCGGACAAAUGGUAGGAAUUGAAGAGCGUUUCGUCAUGUCAGCUAUUCGUGGAAUUGCUAAGCAUGGAAAACAGCAAAAUAUACACAGAAGAUUCUUUACUGCAUUAGCCCUACAUGAUUUGGUCAGAGAGAUGCCAUUGACCACUGUGUCAGAAAAAUAUGGGUGCAGUCGAGGGGUUUUGCAAAGCUUACAACAAUCCGCUUCGACAUUUGCUGGAAUGGUGACACAAUUCUGUAAACAACUAGGAUGGGAUUGCAUGGAGUUGUUAUUUUGUCAGUUUCAAGCAAGAUUACAGUUUGGCGUUUGCAGAGAAUUAUUGGACUUGCUUCGUCUCCCAAUGCUCAAUGGUCUUCGUGCUAGAAGUCUUUACAAAGAGGGAAUUAAGUGUGUCGCGGAUCUAGCUACUGCUGACGAACUCUGUGUUGAACGUGCUUUACACAAAGCUUUACCUUUUGAAAGCGAAAAAGAACAAGAUGGUGAACACGUAUUAGAUGCUGCCAAGAGAAAUAAAGUACGAAGUAUUUUUGUUACUGGAAGAGAUGGUCUAACUCCAUACCAAGCAGCAGUCUUGUUGGUGCAAGAAGCACGUACUUUAGUGCAGCAUGAAUUAGGUGUCACAGAAGUACACUGGAAACAAGAUAAUGUGACUUCAAGAAACAAACUUGGAACAAUAUUAGACGAUAAGAGCAAUGCAUCGGCUAUUCAGGAUCAUUACAUUAAUCAAAUAAACAAUCAAAUUGCUAUGACUAUUCCGGCACCUAUUAGAACGGCAAGUUCAAUAGCAAACGAUGCUACUUCACAGGAUUGCACAGAGAAUAGUAAAACUAUAAAAGAUGUAUGGAAAUCUGACAAUGAUUCAGUGGAUGCAAUACAGCAAACGGAAAAUUGCGAAACUGGCAAUGUCGUGUCGACGGUUAUUUCUGACCUACAUUCACAUCGAAUAGAAUACAGGGAAAUUAAAAUGGAUGGCUCAAAAAUCACUCAUCAUAUCCGUAACGAAGAAAUUGAUUUACGAAACAAGUUACAGGGGGAAACAAUGCAGACGGAACUUAAUAAUCAUAAAAUAACGCGAGGAGAAAAGCAUGUGAAUGAAAUCGUUAAAAAUAAGCCCAAAUUCAGUCUUCUAGGCGCGAAACGAAAAAUACGAGCUAAAGAUAGCGUGACAUCGAUAUCCAGUGAUAAUUUUCAACAGAUUAUAAGUGAAACAGCGACUUUCGGUUCCCCAAAAUCUCUCAAAACACCAGAUAAUGAGCGGAGUAAGAGUAAAAUAUUGAAUAAUGGUCCAGAUGACACAAAAACCAACAUUACUGAAAGAAACUUACAGGAAAAUUGUGAGAAUAUUUGCAAUAAAAUCAGUGAAAAGUCCAGUCCUUCUAAGAUGGUUUUGCCAGAUUUCAAAUUGAGUAUUUCGCCAGUCGUUACCUUGGAGUGGUCAUCAUUUAAUGAAAAAAUGUCUAGUAAGCAGUCAAGUGAAGAAUUAGGAAAAAGCCUCAGACCAGAAUCAUUCUCAGAGCAAGGUAAAAAAGACCUCAGACUCAAUGAUGAAAAGAAAGUAUCACUUUCACGAAGUCCCAGUUUAUUUGGAGAUAGUUUAUAUUUGGAUUCGCAGUUCUGCAAUGAACUUGAAAAAAAUGUUUAUGGAUCCUUAGAUAUCACUAAAGUUAAAGGCACAGAAUGUUCUGCAAUUGAUAGUCCGUCCAUCAGUUUACAGAAGCCUAUUGCUGCAAUAGAAACUAAAGGAAAGACGCCAGAGAUAAUUGUGAAACAGACCAGUAGUUCUGAAGACAAAUUUUCAUCUAAUACAAAUGCCAUGCAAAAUCGUGCAGUUACUGAAAAUCCAGACUUGAAUAAUCAUAUUUUCAACAGUGAAGAAAUUAACUUCUCAUGGAACAGCACUACAUGGGAUCAUUUGAAGGAAUCGAAUAAUGCCUCAAAUUUAGAUUCUGGAAAAAAAAAAUUAAAUCUUCAAAUGACUUCUAAUGAUUUUGACAUCAGUGAUGAAAUAGCAGCAACACCAAUGAUGCAAAAUACUCGCUUGAAAUCCAUUUCCAUAAAAUCGAACACACAAAAUGUACGCAAUUUAAAACUUAUAGACAAUUCGGGAACUCGCAAACGUAAGUUUAACGAGACUCACUCUUUGAGUGAUAGUAGUCCAGUUCUCAACGUAUUGAAUCUCAGUCAUAAUCGGAGACUAUCCUUUGGAUCAAAUAAGUCAGAUUCAGACGAUCUAAUUGCAGCAUCACAGAAUUUGGAAUCUAUUAAGAAUACCACAAAAAGUAGAACCAGAAUAAAACUGGAAUCCUCAAAAAGAAUUAUGAUUAAUAAAAAGCAGCACAAUUCAACACUUACAAAGUGUAACGAGCAGUCAAAUGCCGUCAAAACCAAGAACAUCGAGUUGAUAAGAACCGGCAAUGCUAGCGCUAAAAAAGUUUUGUAUCAAGAGAAUUGUAGUACAGAUAGUGUUGUGUCGAAUUCAGAGGAGGAUUCUCCUAUCCAAAGAAUGCGAGCAACUCAAAACCUGCACAAAAGAACUGUGAAUUCGUCAUUUAUCGUUCAGAAGAUUGAAAACCUACGAAAAUGCAAAAAAAGGUGUUUAAGGUCUGACGUUAGGGAAGAACAAUUAAAUUCAGAGCAAACAGUGAAUUGGAAUGUCUUAGACAUCAUCAACGUAACUUUGAAUGACAAUAUAUUCAAAUUAUUCAGUAACGAAUUAAAGCAGAAGACUGAGAUUGCGAUAGCUUUGGCUCACAAUAAAUUUGUAAAUGAUACAAUUGGUAUUGGAAGUAAAUUAGUUUCCGGGUCGGCAAGCAGAAUGAAAAAUAAGUUUAAGAAAAAUGAAAGCUGUGUUUACUUAGACACAGUUGUCAACGGAGUUGCCAUUUCUUGGGGCAGAAAUGUUAUUUAUUGGAUCUCUUUUGAAAAUAGAAAAGAAGGAAGUAUUACAUUAAAAGACCGUCUGCAACUCUUACGAGACGUAUUCACAGAUUCAUCGGUAAAUGUACGCUGCUACGGAAGCAAGGAAGUAUACAAAAAACUUCAUCAAUGCUGUAAGAUUACCCCUAACUGUAGAUUCCUUGAUCCAAAAGUAGCAGAAUGGUUACUACAACCUGAGACUGACGAAAGCAACAUUUGCGACAUGGCUAAGAUGUAUUUUCCGCAAGGUGCUACUAUCUUACAACAUGCAAGUUCUUUAAAAAGCUCUGCUGGAACCAGUUCCGGAAAUGAUGAUUAUUUUUUUGAUAGACAUAAGGCUGCUGCAGUGGCAACUGUCACAUGGCAUGUUACGAGUAAGCUUAUUGAAGAGUUACACAAGCAGAGUCAAACAUUGUUAAAUACAUUUGAAGAUGUGGAAACCAAGGUGGUUUCAACACUGGCUCGUAUGGAACUAACAGGAAUAGGUCUAAAUCUUGAAUCACUUCAAGAGCUGUCAGCCGUUCUCCAGGAAGAAAUGUCAUCAUUGGAACAAAGAGCAUAUUCGUUAGCUGGGCGAAAGUUUAGUUUCACCUCCUCUAAAGAAGUGGCACAGGUUCUCGGGAUGUACAAGGGAGUUAAAGUCAGCACAAAUAAAGCCGUACUAGAAAAUUGCGAUAAUCCAAUAUCUAAACAAAUUAUGUCUUGGCGGAAACUUAAUACAACGCAGACAAAAAUGGUAUUUCCGUUAUUAAACCUGGCACAACAAGGUCCACGAGUUCGAGGGUGUUGUCUAACACGUACAGCCACUGGCCGUAUAUCAAUGCAUGAACCAAAUUUACAGAAUGUUCCAAGAGAUUUUAAUUCUGAAAAUAAUAGUUAUGUAAUUAGUAUGCGAAUGGCAUUUGUUCCCACCUGUGGAAAUAUCAUGUUAUCAGCAGAUUAUUGUCAACUUGAGCUGAGAAUAUUGGCACAUCUUUCAAAAGAUCCCGUCUUGUGUGAAAUAAUGAAAAAGGAUUCUGACAUUUUCAAGAACAUUGCUGCGCAGUGGAACUAUAUAACCAUAGAUGAGGUAGAUGAUGAUAUGCGUCAACGCACAAAACAGCUUUGUUAUGGAAUAAUUUAUGGCAUGGGUUCGAGGGCUUUGGCAAAGCAAUUAUCAGUUACUGAAUUAGAAGCAAGCAGGUUCAUGGAAAGUUUUAUGGGAACUUAUCCAAACGUGAAUAAUUGGCUUAAUCGGGUGAUAACCGAAAGCCGAGAAAAUGGAUAUGUAACGACUCUAAUGGAAAGGCGCAGAUUACUUCCGAGUCUAAAUAGUGAGAUAAAAAGUGAAAGAUCUCAAGCAGAGAGACAAGCAGUGAAUACAAAAAUUCAAGGUUCAGCAGCGGACUUGGCUAAAAAAGCUAUGGUUCUAAUAGAUGAAAGACUGCAGAAAGAGUAUUCAGGUACAUCUAGAGUCAUUUCAGAAAUGAAAACUAGAAAACUAAGGAGCAGCAAAGAUUCGCAGAAUAGAGGGGCCUACUUAGUUCUGCAACUACACGACGAACUCCUAUACGAGGUGAAUGCAGCAGAUCUUGAUCGUGUUGCAGCAAUAGUUAAAAUUUCAAUGGAAGAAGCAUAUCAGCUAACAAUUCCGUUGCCUGUUAAAAUCAAAGUUGGUCCGACGUGGGGCAGUCUAACAGAAUACACUGUUCAGAAGCCCAUAGAAUCAUCUGAAUGUAUUUUUUAAUUGUUGAAAAACUUUAUUUAUUUUAAUUUAUAUAUUUUUCGCUUUUGCGAAUUUUUAUAUGUUAAGAAUUUAAUUACGAAUAUUUUAUAAAUGAUCACAACUUUUAUAAGAUCCACUAAUUGUAAAUAUUAUUUAUGUCAAGUUCUCAAACUUUUGAAAUAGGUAAUUUAAGUGGUAUAUAUCUCAUAAAUUGUGUAGAAUUAAAAUAUUGAAUAAUAGUGGUAAGUUUAUAUGCAAAAUUCGUGUCAUUGCGAUGUAGAUGGAUCAAUUUUUGUACGCAGAAAAAAUCAUGAUAAAAAUUGAAUUGUUCAUUUUUAUACAACUAUUGUUAAUAACAAUUAUAUUUAAUGCAGCAUUUACUAAUCUUCAUAUUGCUGCUAUCACCGAAUCAACUUGUAUU